GUGGCGGGCGCGCGCGUGCUCAGUGGCGGUCUGGACACGCCUGGCCGCGGCCACGACCUGCGGGACGUGGUGGCUGUGCUCGUCACGCCCGAGACCACCCAUACAGCGCUGGCUGACCCCGUCGAAUGGGUCAUAGAGGAGGGCGGAGACAUAUCGCUGCUGCGAGAGCUCUCCAUGGAGCCAAGCCGGUCGGCGCUGCCGCAGCGGGUCGCCGCGCUCGUCACUGAUCAGAACGAGACCCUGCUGCGGGCUCUCCGGCUGCCCAAUGUCAGGGUUGUCGUGUAUGCCACCCACUCGGCUAACCGGGCCGAGAACGAGGAAGUGGUGUUCGGUGUGGUGGACGAGGUCAACGAGCAGCAGCGGCGGCGGUGGCAGGCCGCGCGGGACCACAGCAAGCUGGAGACCGAGACCCCACCGGACAAGCUGUUCGAGUUCCGUCAGCUCGUGACCAUACCGGACGAAAACAACGAAGACAUUGGCAUUCCAUUUCUCGUACUGCCACAGACCUCGACGUCGUCGGGAGUCUUCAUCUCCGUGAUAGUGAAAAACAUGGACUUCAUCCAGCGGGAGCACCGGUCCGUCAUUGACGACGCGUUCGGCAUGGGCAUGCUAGAUAAGGUGGGGGGUCCGGCGCCGGCCACCGAGCCAGCCGAGAGCCGGCCCAGCCGCCGCAAGCUGCGUCGGCCCAGGGCUGCCGUGCGCUCCGACCGGCUGAUCGUAGUCGGCAAGAAGGAGCCGCCACCGGCAGCCGCCGCCGCCGCCACCACCGUACCGCUCCACGUGCAUGUACCGCACCUGCAAGACUGCACGUGCACCGACGCGACCGGGCAGCGCGGCGCUCCGGAGCUAGAGCGGGCCCGUCAGCAUGAGCGCGACGCCGUCGGCCGACUGACCCAGGCGGCUGACAAGACGUCCCGCGAAGCUAUUCGCGCCAUCCAAGAGCAGAUGGAGGGCGCCUGGGGCGCGGCGCGCCGCGAGCGGGACGCCGACACAGCGACCAUGCGCGACCUGGAGGACCUGGAGCGGACGCGGCUGGGCGACGACGAGGCGUCGCAGGGCGACGCGGCGCGCUGCAGUCUGCCGCGCCUGCCGCCACGCACCCGCCACCUCUCGCUCGGCCCGCCCCUGCGCAUCCACAAGGUCAACAUCGGCGAGAUGCUGCCGCUGGCGCUGCAGGCGCCGCCCGUGUUCUGA
Molecule: messenger RNA, 1194 nt
Organism: Pollicipes pollicipes
Lineage: Eukaryota; Metazoa; Arthropoda; Thecostraca; Pollicipedomorpha; Pollicipedidae
Exons: 7
Coding region: 175-1194 (339 amino acids)
Molecular function (GO): methyltransferase activity
Source: RefSeq, a predicted model, not a curated record